CCCUAGGCGCGGCGUGGAGGCGGCGAAGUGACGGCGGGGCUUGAGGCAGCGCGCGGGCCCGGGGCUGGCUGGGGAGACCCUGCGGCCGCCAUGUGGGGCUGCGGCGGGCGGAGGCGGCGCCGGCUGGGAGCGUUACUGCUCCUGCUGCUGCUCGGGGGGCUGCUGCUCCGCAGGUUUAACUGGAGCAGUCUGGUCCCCCUGCAGCUGUGGGGCAGGACACUGGGCCUGCAGGCGGAGGAUUCGGAGUUCCGCCUUGAAGGCAUGCCCUUCCGCAUCUUAGGGGGCUCCAUGCACUAUUUCCGAGUCCCCAAGGAAUACUGGAGAGAUCGCAUGGUUAAGAUGAAGACAUGUGGCUUGAACACCCUCACCACGUAUGUGCCAUGGAACCUGCACGAAGCAGCGACUGGGAAGUUUGAUUUCAGCGGAAACCUGGAUCUAGAGGCCUUCCUUACCUUGGCAGCUGAAGUUGGACUGUGGGUGAUUCUGCGUCCAGGACCCUAUAUCUGCUCUGAAUGGGAACUUGGUGGUCUUCCCAGCUGGCUACUCCAAGACCCAGAAAUGCAACUGAGAACAACCUACAAGGGCUUCACGGAGGCUGUGGAUGCCUAUUUUGAUCACUUGAUGGCCAGAGUGGUCCCUCUUCAGUACAAGAAAGGAGGCCCCAUCAUCGCGGUGCAGGUGGAGAAUGAAUAUGGUUCCUACGCCAAAGACCCUCAGUACCUGACCUACAUUAAAACGGCCCUGUUAGACAGAGGGAUUGUGGAACUGUUGAUGACUUCUGACAACAGGGAUGGACUGUCCGCUGGCUACGUGGAAGGAGUUUUGGCCACUCUUAACUUUCAGAAGGAUUCCAGCUUCCUGGACUAUCUGGACACAGUACAGCAAAAUAAGCCGAAGAUGGUGAUGGAGUAUUGGACUGGAUGGUUUGAUAGCUGGGGUGGCCCUCAUAAUAUCUUUGAUGCAGAUGAUAUGGUGAAUUCUGUAGCAGAAGUCCUCAAAACAGGAGCAUCCAUCAAUCUCUACAUGUUCCAUGGGGGCACCAACUUUGGCUUCAUGAAUGGUGCUCUGGAUAGUGAUGAGUACAAGCCAGAUGUCACGAGUUACGACUACGACGCCGUGCUGACAGAGGCUGGAGACUACACGUCCAAGUUCUUCAAACUCCGUCAACUCUUCACCAAGAUCAUAGGGCAACCUCUGCCCCUCCCUCCUAUGAUCACAGGCAAAGCAUCAUAUGGCGCAGUCCUGCUGCCGCAGUAUGUCUCUCUCUGGGAGGUGCUGCCAUCUAUUGUAGAGCCCGUUAAGUCAGAGUUCCCGGUUAACAUGGAGAACCUACCAGUGAAUGAUGGCAACGGGCAGGCCUAUGGGUAUACGCUCUACGAGACAGUUAUAUCUGGCGGAGGACAGCUGCAUUCCAGGGAUAAUGUCCGGGACCGAGCACAGGUGUUUGUUAACACUGUGUUCGUUGGAUUCCUUGAUUACAACACCGUGGAGCUGUCAAUUCCCGAAGGACAGGGCUUCAGGCAGCUCAGGCUUUUGGUAGAGAACUGCGGGCGUGUCAAUUAUGGACUUAUGCUGAAUGAGCAGCGGAAAGGCUUAAUUGGUGAAGUCUUCCUGAAUAAAACCCCCUUGAGGAACUUCAAGAUUUACAGUCUGGAGAUGAAACCUGGCUUCAUGGAAAGCUUGCGAGGUGUUACUGCUUGGAGCACGAUCCCAGAUUACGCCGUGGGUCCCGCCUUCUUCCGAGGAAACCUGCAAGUGCAAUAUCUACCUCAGGACACUUUCCUGAAACUUGAGGGUUGGGAAAAAGGAGUUGUGUUUGUCAACGGAGAGAACCUAGGACGCUACUGGAAAAUCGGACCCCAGGAAACACUCUACCUCCCUGCAACUUGGCUGCAGCCUGGGAACAAUGAGAUUAUCGUUUUUGAAGAGCGCACCGCAGGCCGGAUCAUACAAUCUGUAGAUAUGCCUUAUCUAGGAAGGACCCACUAUAUGGACUGAGCAGGAGAACUGCCUCCCGUUGGGUUCAUCUUGGAUAUUCCUUGGUGUAUGUGUGGGGACACAUCAGUCCAAGUACAGACUGGCUUGUUAAUUUCCACUAGACCUGUGUAAAGGAUUUGCUCCCUGGCAACAAGUUUAGGGGAUAGACUUGGAGCACCCUGAGAGGUGAGUCCAUCACUUUCUCCCAGGACAUCUAGCUCUCCAAAUUCAAUAUGACAGCUGGCCGCCAGCUUGGAUCAGUGGCUGUGAUAUAAUGAGCAAUCCAAGGAUAACGAGUAAAUAGGGUAUUGUGGGGGAGGGAACCAUCUGAGAUGAGCCCAACCACUACCUGAGAUUAAGGCAUUCUAUGUGGGCAUCUCUUGUUUGAUUAAAAGGGGAGAGAAUUUGUGUGAUAAAUGAAAAAACUGGCUGAGGAAUGCUGUGCUGAGCUUUCAGGCAGAAUUGAAACAGCCUUUUUGUGUAGAGAAGGGGCUUGCUUUGUUCAGUUUUUGGAAUCCUGAUUGGAUGUUAACAGUUAAUUUUUAAUAUUCUGAGGUUCUCUUUUGUGGAAAAAAGACAACAUUUCUAAUGUUA
Trachemys scripta elegans is the source of this 2571-nucleotide messenger RNA. It is a transcript of the gene GLB1L2, whose product is annotated as galactosidase beta 1 like 2. Gene Ontology annotation, molecular function: beta-galactosidase activity. NCBI's taxonomy places the organism in Eukaryota, Metazoa, Chordata, Testudines, Emydidae. Bases 91 to 1998 code for a protein of 635 amino acids. The record is from RefSeq and is a predicted model, not a curated record. Gene Ontology annotation, biological process: carbohydrate metabolic process. Gene Ontology annotation, cellular component: vacuole. The transcript has 19 exons.